GGGAAGUUAGAACCCUAGCCUCGGCUCACAACUUGCUACAGCAACUCUGGCUCUGAGUCGAAGGCCAUCUCCGUUGGAUCUCACAGCUCGCAGGUAUUCUGUUAAUAUUUGUGAUUAUAGGAUUUUAGUAAUCCGUGCGAUCUGUUUGACGGCAUGAAGAGGUUUUUGGAAUGGAUCAAUUGAUGGUGAAGAUGAGUAUUAUUAUUACAAUCAUGUCUUGAAUGGAGUGGUUCAAGGGAUAAACCAGGGAGGGAUUCUGUUAUCGCACUCAAUACACAUAGUUAGAUUUACAAAUGACGAAAUUAAAUAUAGUAAGAGGGAUACUAGCUACUUCAAGUUAUAUUUGAUCAAGGCACCAACUCAUGGCCUUCAACGCCACAAAUGAUAACACAAAUUUACACAAGAUAAAACUGAGUGCAUACUAAAGAAAGGAACAUUGAUAGCACAAGCAGUGUGCAAGUGCCUCUGCCAUCAUUUCCUCCAUUCUUGAUCGUGUUAGGGUUUGCACAGCCUUGGUGAGAUUGAAAGCCAUCUACGUGUGAGGUGAAAUAAUGGGUGAUCCCCAAAAGCAUAGAAUCCUGAUGGUCUCAGAUUUUUUCUAUCCCAACUUUGGUGGUGUGGAGAAUCAUAUAUAUUAUCUCUCACAAUGCUUGCUCAAGUUAGGCCACAAGGUGGUGAUUGCAACGCAUGCUUACAGAAAUCGAUCUGGGGUCAGGUAUAUGACUGGUGGUUUGAAAGUCUACUAUGUUCCAUGGAGGCCUUUUGUUAUGCAGAACACAUUACCAACCUUCUAUGGAUUACUACCAAUUAUAAGAACUGUUCUUAUUCGAGAGAGAAUUACUGUGGUGCAUGGACAUCAAGCAUUUUCAACAUUUUGUCAUGAAGCUCUAAUGCAUGCAAGAACCAUGGGAUAUAAGGUUGUGUUUACGGAUCAUUCGCUUUAUGGUUUUGCUGAUGUUGGGAGCAUCCACAUGAACAAGGUUUUGCAGUUUACCUUGGCAGAUGUUAGUCAAGCCAUUUGUGUUUCCCAUACAAGCAAGGAGAACACAGUGUUGCGGUCAGGUUUGCCACCAGAGAAGGUUUUUGUAAUACCUAAUGCUGUUGACACUGCCAUGUUCAAGCCAGCAGUGGAUCGUCCCAGUCCAUCGGAAAUAGUUGUUGUUGUUAUUAGUCGAUUGGUUUAUCGGAAGGGAGUUGAUUUGCUAGUUGAAGUCAUUCCAGAAGUAUGCCGAUUACAUCCCAAUGUUCGAUUUAUAAUUGGCGGCGAGGGACCCAAGCGUGUGCGGUUGGAAGAGAUGAGAGAAAGGCAUUCUCUUCAAGAUCGAGUUGAAAUGUUGGGAGCUGUGCAACAUGCACAAGUUCGAUCCGUGCUGAUAUCUGGGCACAUCUUCUUAAACAGUUCCUUAACGGAAGCUUUUUGUAUAGCCAUAUUAGAGGCUGCAAGUUGUGGAUUGUUAACCGUCAGCACACGUGUCGGAGGAGUUCCUGAGGUUUUGCCAGAUGAUAUGAUUGUUUUGGCAGAACCUGAUCCUAGUGAAAUGGUGCUUGCAAUUCAAAAGGCAAUAUUUAGGCUGCCCAAAAUUGAUCCUCAAGUCAUGCAUAAUCGAAUGAAAGAACUCUACAACUGGCAUGAUGUUGCCCAAAGGACUGAAAUUGUAUAUGAUCGUGCUUUGAAGUGCUCCAAUCAAAAUCUACUUGAACGUCUCUCACGAUACCUCUUUUGUGGAGCUUGGGCAGGCAAGCUGUUUUGCUUGGUUAUGAUUGUUGGUUUCUUGUUAUGGCAGCUAUUGGAACAAUGGCAGCCUCCAGAUGAUAUUGAGGAGGUGCCAGAUUUUACUCUUCCACACAACUGUGAUGAAGAAAUGUUGAAAAAUAAAGCAGUGAAAUGAGUAGCGUUAUACAUUAUUUGGGUGAACUGCUGAGUGUUGUUUUGCCAGUAAUCUGAAAUGCUGAAUAUCAUAAGAAUACGGAUGGUGUUCCAUUAGCUGCAUCUCAUCCCAGUUCUCAGAUCUUGACACGGAAAUAAUCAUCAAUUCUUUUUGCAAGCACAUAUAUAUAUGGCUCAAAUUAGAGGCCCAAAGUAUGCCGAUUGCCACAAAGAGAGCUACAAGGUAUGUGCUAAUUUGUUAUUAAUGUUGUAAGCAUUACUUUUGUUGUGUUCAUUUGUUCUGUGAAAUAAAGAUUCAGAAUAAUUUUUUGUACAAGAGAAUCUUUGAUUUUAAUAAACUUUGGUCAUCUAGAAGUAAUUCUAGAGUAAUCCAAAUGAGCAUUAGUUCUUUAUAUGAAAAGAACUUUUUGCCCUCCUUUUCAUGAAAUGAAAAUGAAAAACAAGAUUAGUCAAUAAAAUUUUUGAGAUAUAGUGAAAG
Molecule: messenger RNA, 2366 nt
Organism: Abrus precatorius (Indian licorice)
Lineage: Eukaryota; Viridiplantae; Streptophyta; Magnoliopsida; Fabales; Fabaceae
Product: phosphatidylinositol N-acetylglucosaminyltransferase subunit A
Exons: 11
Coding region: 552-1889 (445 amino acids)
Biological process (GO): GPI anchor biosynthetic process
Cellular component (GO): glycosylphosphatidylinositol-N-acetylglucosaminyltransferase (GPI-GnT) complex
Molecular function (GO): phosphatidylinositol N-acetylglucosaminyltransferase activity
Source: RefSeq, a predicted model, not a curated record